CCAGUUUUCUUCAUUAAUUCUAAAUGAAAGGUUUCGGGAACUCAACGAUUAUCAUUCCUAUUUCUCUUUGUUUUAUUUUCAUAUUCAUUUAUCAUUUAGAAGACGUGCUUGCGGCUCCUUCUAGGCAUUUGUGUCGUCCCGAACAAAGGGAUGCACUUCUCGCUUUCAAAAACGAGUUUCACUUUGGGAAGCUUCAUUAUUAUUGUGAGCUGCAACGCUUUGACUCUCAUCCAAAGACGAAGUCAUGGGGGAAUAACAGCGACUGUUGUAGUUGGAAGGGAAUCACGUGCAAUGCCCAGUCCAGAGAAGUGGUUGGGCUAGACCUUCGCUGCAGCGGCCUCCAUGGCCGGUUUCAUUCCAAUAGCAGUCUUCAAAACCUUCCUUUUCUAACCACUCUUGACCUUUCAUUUAAUGAUUUUUAUGGUCAAGUCCCAUCUUCUGUUGGAAAUUUUUCUCAUCUUAUAACUCUCCGCCUUCAGGGAAAUAAGUUCAGUGGUCGGAUUCCAUCUUCCAUUGGAAACCUUUUUCAUCUCACCUCUCUCUACCUUCCGAAUAAUCAUUUCACUGGUCGGAUUCCAACUUGGAUUGGAAACCUUUCUCAACUCACCGAACUCGGCCUUUGGAGAAACAAUCUCGUUGGUGAAAUCCCAUCAUCAAUUGGAAACCUUCCUCAACUCACCAUACUCGCCUUUUGGGGAAACAAUCUCGUUGGUGAAAUCCCAUCUUCAAUUGGAAACCUUUCUCAACUCACCGAUCUCAGCAUCUCGCGUAACGAUCUCGUUGGUGAAAUCCCAUCUUCUUUUGGCAAUCUCAGCAAGCUGACCUACUUUGAAGCAAGUCUAAAUGCUUUCACUGGAACUAUCCCUUUUCAUCUUUUUACCAUUCCUUCUUUGAUAAGUAUUAUUUUGAGUGAUAACCAACUCAACGGCACUCUUGAGUUUGGUAAUACAUCUUCACCAUCUAACCUAGAAUCAUUAUCCCUUGGCAACAACAACUUCAAAGGGCCAAUCCCGAGAUCCAUUUCCAAAUUUGUCAACCUUAAGUCUCUUGACCUUUCUCCUUUCGACACCCAAGGCCGCCCAGUUGACUUUAGUAUAUUCUCGCCUCUCAAGUCACUCCAAUAUCUAUACCUUUCCUAUUUGAACACCACCACUACAAUUGACUUGUAUGAUAUCUUAUCAUAUUCCAAAAAACUCUCUAUUUUAUCUCUCUCAGGCAACCAUGUUUCAACAACAAACAAAAGUUCAGUUUCAAAUCCCCCUUCACAGCAGAUAUAUGCUUUGUACUUGUCAGGCUGCGGUAUCACCUAGUUUCCAGAGCUCCUAAGAACCCUACAUGGAAUUGAAUAUCUAGACAUUUCCAACAACAAAAUCAAAGGUCAAGUUCCUGCCUGGUUAUGGACUCUGUCAAACAUGUGGUACGUGAAUCUUUCCAACAACACUUUCAUCAGUUUCCAAACAUCAAAGAAAAAACAAGGACUAUCCUCUGUCCGGAAACCAUUAUUGAGGUACUUGCUUGGCUCCAACAACAACUUCACCGGAAAGAUUCCUUCUUUCAUAUGCGAGUUGCGUUCUCUAGAGACUCUCGAUUUAUCUGAAAACAACUUUAAGGGUUCAAUCCCUUAUUGCUUGGGAAAUCUCAAGAGUAAUCUUUCACAUCUAAACCUUCGUCAGAAUAAUCUAGGUGGAAGUCUUCCAAAGCAUAUAUUUGAAAGUCUAAGGUCGCUUGACGUCGGUCAUAACCAACUUGUGGGAAAGCUUCCAAGAUCUUUGAAUCGUUUCUCUACUCUUGAAGUUUUGAACGUAGAAAGCAACAAAAUCAACGACACGUUUCCCUUCUGGUUGGGUUCUCUACGAAAGCUAAGAGUUCUUGUCCUUCGCUCCAAUGCAUUCCAUGGACCAAUACAUCAAGCCUCGUUCCCUCAGUUGCGAAUCAUCGACAUUUCACAUAAUCACUUCGAUGGAACUUUGCCAUCAAAUUACUUUUCGAAGUGGACUGCUAUGUCAUCACUUGGGCCCGAAGAAGAUCACUCUUCCGAAAAGUACAUGGGAGAUGGAUCAAGCUAUUACUAUGAUUCAAUGGUUUUGAUGAAUAAAGGUGUAGAGAUGGAGCUAGUACGUAUCUUAAAAAUCUUAACAGCAAUCGACUUUUCGGGUAACAAAUUUGAAGGAGAGAUACCAAAGUCCAUCGGUCUACUGAAAGAGCUUCGUGUGCUUAACUUGGCAAACAAUGCAUUCACUGGCCGCAUCCCUUCAUCUAUGGGGAAUCUGACAGUUCUCGAGUCGUUGGAUGUUUCCCGAAACAAGCUUUCAGGAGAAAUUCCACAAGACCUAGGGGAGCUCUCGUUCCUUGCGUACAUGAACUUCUCUCAUAACCAGCUUGCAGGCCUAGUUCCAGGGGGCACUCAGUUUCGGACGCAGCGUUGCUCUUCUUUCGAGGACAAUAUGGGACUUUUUGGCCCUUCUUUUGAUGAAGUUUGCAGAGAUAUUCACACAGCACCAGCAUCACAUCAACAAUAUGAAACGUCGGAAUCAGAGGAAGAAGACGAAGAAGAGGUGAUUAGUUGGAUAGCAGCUGCAAUAGGAUUCGUACCUGGUAUUGUAUCUGGUUUGACGUUUGGAUACAUAUUGGUUUCCCACAAACCAGAGUGGUUCAUGAACCCUUUUGGCCGAAACAAUCGUAAAGGCAGAAGCACCACAACUCACUAGAGAGAGGCUUAAAGCCUAUCUGAAGAAUCUGGACGAGGAAAGUAACUAUCUCUUUAAGCCAGCUUUGUCCAAAUCCAGAUUGGUUUAGAUUUCGGUUAUUGUUCCCAGUUUAGCUUUGUGUGCUUAUCUUUUACUCUGUUUUUUGCCAAGUUUGUAAAUGAGCAACUCUGUUUCGAACCUUAAAUUACUCUCCCUUUAGAUGCACAUGUAAUUUUUUUUUUCUACGAUGUUAUCUUUACUUUUUCCUACUAGACUCUCGCAUCUAUAUAUACGUAUGUCCAUUGUUCAUAUCAAUUAGUUACAGAUAUACAG
This is a messenger RNA of Camelina sativa (false flax), 3020 nucleotides long. NCBI's taxonomy places the organism in Eukaryota, Viridiplantae, Streptophyta, Magnoliopsida, Brassicales, Brassicaceae. The record is from RefSeq and is a predicted model, not a curated record.